AUGAGGACGGCCCGGCGGGCGAGCAAUGUGGAGGUGCCCUCCUUCCUCCGCCAGCUGGCCAAAGAGACAGAGAAGAUGGUCACCUUCUUCUUCAAGGGGGGCCCCAAGGAAACAGGCGCUGAGGAUGAGGACAGGUUUGAUGAAGACGGCUCAAUGCUUAGCCCAUACUUGGAUCGACCCAUCUUGGAGAAGCAUGUGUCAGAGGGGGGAUCUAAGUUGGGGAUGAACUACGCUAUGGCCAACAUGCAGGGCUGGAGGUCCCAGAUGGAGGAUGCCCACACCUGCAAGCCCCAGCUGGAAGGAGAGCUGACAGAGUGGGGUUACUUUGCUGUUUUUGAUGGACAUGCAGGCACCACAGUGGCAAAGUACUGCUCCACGAACCUGCUGGGACACAUCCUGGCAACAGGAGGGAUCAAAGCCAACGAGGACCCUGAGCAGGUGAAGGAGGGCAUCCGUGAAGGCUUCCUAGAAAUUGAUCGACACAUGCACAAAAUGGCUCGCCAGGACAACUGGGACCACAGUGGCUCCACUGCAGCAGUGGUCCUGACUUCACCACGCCACAUUUACUUUAUCAACUGUGGGGACUCCCGUACCUUGCUCUGCCAUAAAGGCCAGGUGGUCUUCUAUACAGAGGACCACAAGCCGUUCAACCCCAGAGAAAAGGAGCGCAUCCAGAACGCUGGAGGCUCCGUGACCCUGCAAAGAGUCAACGGCUCGCUGGCCGUCUCCAGAGCUCUGGGGGAUUUUAACUUCAAGGAAGUGGACUGGAGGCCGCAGACAGAGCAGCUAGUGUCUCCGGAGCCAGAAGUGUACGAGCUGGAGAGGACGCCCGAAGACGAGUUCCUGAUUCUAGCAUGUGAUGGUGUGUGGGACGCCAUUGGUAACGAGGAACUGUGUGCCUUUGUGCACAGCCGUCUGCAGGUGAACAAUGACCUGAAGGACAUUUGCAGCCAAGUCAUUGACCUCUGUCUCUAUAAGGGCAGCUUGGAUAACAUGAGCAUCAUCAUCGUCUGCUUCCCUGGCGCCCCCAAGGUGACAGAGGAGGCACUCCAGCAGGAGGCAGAGCUGGAGAAACAUAUUGAUAUGAAAGUGGAAGAAAUAGUCCAGAUGAUGAAGUCCAAAGAUGAUGAACCUGACCUUUUGAAUGUGAUCAAGUUUCUGGCUGCCCAAGAGAUUCCCGGGCUCCCACCAGGUGGAGGCAUCACCAGCAAGCGAGACUGCAUCAUCUCUUCAUAUCAGAAACACGCCAUGACUGUCAGAUCCCAGGAGCCUAUGGACACCGAAGGAUCAGAGGAAGACUUAAACUAAAGACGUUUCCCUGAAAACAGUAUCAUCACCAUCUUCAAUAUCGCCAUGGAGACCAG
Messenger RNA from Gymnodraco acuticeps, 1364 nucleotides. RefSeq names its product protein phosphatase, Mg2+/Mn2+ dependent, 1Na (putative) (gene ppm1na). Gene Ontology annotation, biological process: positive regulation of canonical Wnt signaling pathway; protein dephosphorylation; negative regulation of canonical NF-kappaB signal transduction. Lineage: Eukaryota; Metazoa; Chordata; Actinopteri; Perciformes; Bathydraconidae. Gene Ontology annotation, cellular component: cytosol; nucleus. The record is from RefSeq and is a predicted model, not a curated record. Gene Ontology annotation, molecular function: protein serine/threonine phosphatase activity; manganese ion binding; magnesium ion binding.